This is a messenger RNA of Cavia porcellus (domestic guinea pig), 2316 nucleotides long. It is a transcript of the gene B3gnt7, whose product is annotated as UDP-GlcNAc:betaGal beta-1,3-N-acetylglucosaminyltransferase 7. Bases 147 to 1352 code for a protein of 401 amino acids. Gene Ontology annotation, cellular component: Golgi membrane. The record is from RefSeq and is a predicted model, not a curated record. Gene Ontology annotation, molecular function: hexosyltransferase activity; UDP-glycosyltransferase activity. NCBI's taxonomy places the organism in Eukaryota, Metazoa, Chordata, Mammalia, Rodentia, Caviidae. The transcript is spliced from 2 exons.
CCCCUCCCCUCCCCUCCCCCGCCCCUCCCGCCCUCCGCCGGGAAAGGAGAAGCGCAGGGGCGCGGCCCGGCCUCCGCCUAGUCCCGCCGACCCGGCCGCACGCAGACCUGCGUCCCGCACGCCCCGCGCCGCCCAGCCGCGUCGCCAUGUCGCUCUGGAAGAGAAACUUCUACAGGAGCAUGGCCCUGGCCCUGGCAGUCCUGGUGACAGUCACAGUUUUCCAGCGCACUCUGCCCCCUGACCAGUUUCUGCAGGAAACCCUCCCAGCCACACCGGAACCACUGAAGGGCCAGAAGCCAAGUGGCCCCCAGGUAAACUUCAAGAACUUCUGGAAGAGCCCCAGUGACAUGGUGGCCCCCAGCCCAGUGACUUCUCAGGGGCCCCAGGUCUGGGACGUGACCACCACGAACUGCUCAGCCAAUGUUAACCUGACCCACCUCUCCUGGUUCCAGAGCCUGGAGCCACACUUUCGGCAGUUUCUGACCUAUCGUCACUGCCGGUAUUUUCCUAUGCUGUUGAACCACCCUGAGAAGUGUGGGGGUGAUGUGUACCUGCUAGUAGUGGUCAAGUCAGUCAUCACACAGCACGACCGCCGCGAGGCCAUCCGCCAGACCUGGGGCCGCGAGUGGGAGUCGGCAGGUAGAGGCCGGGGUGCUGUGCGCACUCUCUUCCUGCUGGGCACGGCGUCCAAGCAGGAAGAGCGGGCCCAUUACCAGCAGCUGCUGGCCUAUGAGGACCGCCUGUACAGCGACAUCCUGCAGUGGGACUUUCUGGACAGUUUCUUCAACCUGACCCUCAAGGAGAUCCACUUCCUCAAGUGGCUGGACAUCUACUGCCCCAACGUCCCCUUUGUCUUCAAGGGCGACGAUGACGUCUUCGUCAACCCCACCAACCUGCUGGAGUUCCUGGCGGACCGGCAGCCCCAGGAGAACCUGUUUGUGGGUGAUGUCCUGCAGCACGCGAGGCCCAUCCGUAAAAAGGACAACAAAUACUACAUCCCAAUUGUGCUCUACGCCAAGCCCAGCUACCCGCCGUAUGCCGGCGGCGGCGGCUUCCUCAUGGCCGGAGGGCUGGCACGGCGCCUGCACCAUGCCUGCGACACCCUGGAAAUCUACCCCAUCGACGACGUCUUCCUGGGCAUGUGUCUGGAGGUGCUGGGCGUGCAGCCCACAGGCCACUCAGGCUUCAAGACCUUUGGCAUCUCACGGAACCGAGCUAGCCACAUGAACAAGGAGCCUUGCUUCUUCCGCUCCAUGCUCGUGGUGCACAAGCUGCUACCUGCUGAGCUGCUGGCCAUGUGGGGGCUGGUGCACAGCAACCUCACCUGCUCCCGCAAGCUACAGGUGCUCUGACGCCAGGGGGGCCACUAGCCAGCAUCCUGCGGCUGGAACACAGUGCUAGACAGAGCCUCUGGUCCCCAGGGAGGUGGAGGGUUUGGGCCUUCUAUGCCCCUGGGUGUGGCGGGGUGCAGGGAGCUGCAGGGCAACCUCCCAGGCAGAUAAUUCCCCAACUGUGAGGCUUGGGAAUGGGGUGCUGCCCAGGCUUCAGGGCAUCUGAAGAACAGCAGGGACCUUCCAAGCCAGGCUCAGCAGCAUGGCCCCUCAGACCUGCUUCGAGGCCCUGGUGGCCUCUGCCAGAAACCUGUGCUCAGGUACCCAGGCUGAGACUGGCCCAGGGGCUCUGCAGCUUCUUGUCCUCACAGGGCCGUCUCCUGUGACAUGCCUCAGUGUCCCAGGGCCCCAGCCAAAGCAGCUCAGCCCUGUGCCGGCUCACAGGUGUGCCCUCACCCCACCCCUAGGUCUUGGGGCUGACAAGGAGCUCCCGCAGAUGCAGAUGCAGCCCCCACUCCUGUCAUACCCUCAGGUCCAGAAGUGUGACCAUGGGACCCUGUCACUGGCCCUCACUACCUCAGCUAAGCCCCUCCCGCCCCGUCUUGACACAGGGUGGAAGAGCGAGUGUCCACCAGGGCCGUCGCCCUGGCCCAAAACUGGCCAGUUUGGUCCUGAAAGUGGACUUGAAUCUUACUGUGAACUUUUAUUUAUGAAGAAUUCAGAGGGAGCAGACUCUGGGCCUGAAGGGGAAGGGAUCCUCCCUCUCCCUCCCCACCUCAGCCCCACCAAGCGCCCCUGCUCUGCACAGCCCCUGAAGUCCCUCCCCACCUGCACCCCAAUUUCUCCUGUGAAGAAAGGGACAGGGGCCCAUGGUGGCAGGUUCACAGGGUGCCACCCUGACUUCGGGAAGGAGUCCCCUGGGAAAGGUGGAGGGAUGGUCUCUAUUUUCUCAAUAAAACGGGACCAGUUUUUCUCUGGCAUGAAA